AGUGUCUGCGCGAGGAGCAGGGAGGAGAAAGAGAGAGAGAGAGGGGGGGGGCGGGUUUGGAACGUUGGACCAGGAGCCGCGCGAUACACGGCGUUCCAUCGGGGCGGGUUUGGAACGUUGGACCAGGAGCCACGCGAUACACGGCGUUCCAUCGGGGCGGGUUUCGAACGUUGGACCAGGAGCAGCGCGAUAACACAGCGUUCCAUCGGCCGGGCUUCUCGAACGCGCUGUUGCGCUCUCUCGUCCGCUGCAUCCAUCCACACAAUGGCUCACUUCAACAGAGGUCCCGCGUACGGGCUCACCGCCGAAGUGCGAAACAAGAUUCUUCAGAAAUAUGACCCUCAGAAAGAGGAAGAGUUGCGUGUCUGGAUUGAAGAAGUUACAGGCAGACGUUUGGGUGAGAACUUCCAGCUCAGUCUUAAGGAUGGUGUCAUUCUUUGCAUGCUCAUGAACAAGCUACAACCCAAUUCAAUCAAGAAAAUAAAUGAAUCCAAAUUAAACUGGCACCAGCUGGAGAAUAUUGGUAACUUUAUUAAAGCUAUCCAGUCCUAUGGGAUGAAGCCACAUGACAUUUUUGAAGCAAAUGAUCUUUUUGAGAAUGGGAACCUGACUCAAGUACAGACAACGCUUUUGGCGCUUGCAAGUCUGGCAAAAACUAAAGGCUUUCACACAAGAAUGGAUAUUGGCGUUAAGUAUGCAGAUAAACAGGAAAGGCACUUCAAGGAGGAAAAACUGAAGGCUGGACAAAGUGUAAUUGGGCUUCAGAUGGGGACCAACAAGUGUGCCAGCCAAGCAGGUAUGACUGCCUAUGGGACUAGAAGACACCUUUAUGAUCCGAAGACUCACACCGAGAAACCUUACGAUCAAACAACCAUAAGUCUUCAGAUGGGAACAAACAAAGGUGCCAGUCAGGCUGGUAUGACAGCCCCAGGUACCAGAAGGCACAUCUACGAUCAGAAAGUGUCGACGGAGAAAUGUGACACUUCGACAAUAUCGCUGCAGAUGGGCACUAAUAAAGGGGCGUCUCAAACAGGCAUGACUGUAUAUGGUCUUGGACGGCAGGUGUACGACUCCAAAUAUUGUGCCACCCCAACUGAGCCUAUAAUCCACAAUGGAAGCCAGGGAACAAAUGGUUCAGAAUACAGUGAUGGAGAUUACCAAGGUGAAUAUCCAGGUGAAUACCCUGACGACUAUCCCCUGGAAUAUCAGGAUGAGUACCAAGGAGAUUACCGUGGUGAAUAUUCCGAUCACGGUGUUGAUUAUUAAUGAGCAGUAUUAUGACCCAAUACGCCUUUGUGAACUAGCUAGACAGCUUUGGUUUUGCUACACAGUCUUCCAUGAAUUUAAAGGUCCAAAAGAUUGGAUUGCUGCCUUUUCCGUGCACAGCUAAUCCAUAAAAUCAGUAUUUUGCUGUCUUGCUUUUCUAUUCUUUAUUGCCACUUGCUGGUAACAGUAAUUACCAUUUUUUAUGUACUGGAGAUAAUUCAGUUUCACUUUGACUUGAAAGAAAAAUAAACGAAAAACAUUUUUAGAAGUCGUGCCUGGUGCCUUCCCACCGUUUAAAAGUUGUUGUUUUUGACUUUAAUUGCCUCCUUCUUACACAGCAUGUUUGAUUGGAUUUUGGGAAGCUGCCAGAAAUAUUGCUAAAAUAGGACUUGGUAAUUUUCCUUUAAACAAACACAAAGCAUGUUUGCUGCACCAAGUUGCUGUCAGCUAUGAUGUAGUGACAAAUGUUAAGAGCUGAAACCAGUAUAAAUGUGCAUCUACAGCUAGCCAGUUGUCAUAUCCUUUAGUCUUAUGAUUUUUGUUCUAACUUUCAUAACCAUUUUGUAUGGAACCAAUGCCUUUUCAAAUACACAACCUAAAGCGAACACAAAACUAUGAAGAAACCUUAUUCCUGGAUAAUGGCUCUUCUAAGGUUAGAAAUGAAAUGGCCCACGACAGCUACAAGUAAGAAAAGGGGCAGUUCCACAUUACUGUGUUAUGGGGCCCAAAGCGAAAGUACUGGGGCACAAAUCUUAAAUAGUCAACCAUGCCUUAAACCUUUACAUCCUGAACUGUUAAAACAAUGAAACUAGUUAUGCAAUAUGUAGGGUAAUAAGUUUAAAACAAUACAUUUUGAUGUAAUGCAUUGUUUAGAAUUAUUGGGAUGUUGUAUGUGCAAAGAGGCAAAAAUUUGUGAUUGAAAACUGAAAUCAUUCUUUUCAUUACAUUAACCAAAUGAAGUGACUGAAACGAUUGAAUAAAUAUCUGUACUAAAAAGGGACUUUACAAAAUGCAGUGCUUUUAUCCAUUUUUGCUCUAGAUUAAAUGUAUUUUACUUAUGUGCCAUAUUUUAUCCAUGUAGGAAUUCUCUCCUCAUUUUUGUAUUUAUUGCCAUUUUCUUUGGCAUAAAUGUCUUUGUGUAUGGUUCAUUUUUGUGAAUAAAAAUUGCUAUAGAGACAUCAUGUCCACAUAGUGAUGAUUGUCCAUUCCUUUUUUUUUGGCUUGUAUCUUGUUGUUGUCCAUGCCUCGGGUACAUUUUUCCAUGUUAAAAUGCUUUAUAACAAGUGUUUAGAUUUGAUUAUCUCAAAAGUGAAUGAUCUGUUUCUGUGCAAAUUUCAGUUUACUUAUAACUGAUCCACACAAUGCUCUUAUUAUUUUUUUAAAAAAAAGGAAUGUAAAGCAACCUUUCAUUACAACGUAAUCAAGAUUGAUUUUUGCAGUAAUUGCUAAAUCAGUUACUGAUUUGAUUGCUGAAGUGAAUCUCUCAAUUUGUCGCCGUGAUCAAACCCUUAAAAACCAGAAUAUUGAAUCAAAAAUGUUUCCAAUCUUAUUUCUAAAUAAAAUUGGAUUCACUUUCAUGUUUUACCGUUUGGAACAGCAGUGGGUUGGGACUGUGUUCAAAGGUUAAGAAAAUCGUGCUUUAAAAUGUCAGUGUCUCAAGAGUUACUUCUGUACUACACAGUUCUUACUGAGCAGUGGUUACCCCACAUAGAGGCAUGUAUGUUGGGCCUCAGGAGCAGGAGGAAGUUUGAUGGAAUUAAAUGCAAAUAUAAAUCAUUACUACAUAUUUCAAUCAGUUCCGCACUUUAUACUGGUGAGUAGUUGUUGGCCAGUACAAGCCAGAAUUACUAGUCUAAAAUCACAACAGCACCCCAUUUAGUGGAGAAUUAAACUGUUUGGGUUCAUUGGAAAAUUUAUCAGUGCAAAGCAAUUUAACAUUGGCACGAACAUUGCACUGGUAAAUGCCCUGUAAGAAAAUGGGAUCCAAUCUGACUCCAGAGGAAAAUACAAAGAGACACUCCCUAGAAGUGGGUAGGCUUUGACACAAUAUGGAUGGUAAAUCCAGUGCAGUGUCAUAUCUGAUUUUUAAAAUGUAGGAAAGUCUUGUCACAACUGUACUGGGCAUUGAUGAGACCACACCUGUAUUGCAUUCAGUUUUGAUCUCCUUAUUUAAGGAGGGAUAUAUUUUCAUUGCGCCUUCUCUGAACUGCCUCCAAUGAGGAAAAGUUGAACAUGUUCAGCCUAUACUCAUUGGAGGGAGGUGAUCCCAUUGAAGCAUUAGAUUCUGAGGAGGCUUGACAGGGUAGAUGCUGAGUUUGUUUCCUUUUGAGGGAGAACCUAGAGCUAGGGGGCAUAGUUUCAGAUCAAGGGGCUGCCCAUGAAAGACAGAUGAGGAAUUUCCUCUCCAGGACCUUACUCUCUACCCCAGGGACGACUGGGUCAUAUAGUAGAGGUCGAGUUAGAGUUUUGAUCAACAAGGGAGUCUAGGGUUAUGGGGGACUGGCAGGAAAGUGGAGUUGUGGUCAUGAGCCGACCAGCCAUGAUCUUAUUGAAUGGCAGAGCACAUUUGAGGAGCCAUAUAACCCAGGUAUGUCCCUAUUUCUUAUGUUCUAUUUGAACAUUCAAGUAAUCAGAACCUUCUUCCUAUUUUCUAAACUUAAUGGCCCAGAUCUUCCAAUUUGGAUCGGAAGCCCCAUUUCCGACCAUGAUCAGACAAAAUAUGCACCCUUCCAGCGAUUAUUUCAGGGUAGUCUUCUGAUGGAGGAUCCUUCACAUUCGACUCAGUGCAGCAAACCUCGUAAGGAACAGUGCAGAGAAUCUGUGAAGACAUGCCUCCCUUUUUAUUGCAGCACCAGCUGCCAUGUUCUGAUUAAACACAAUUUAAAUGUCCCAAAGCAUCUUUGAAAACAGCUAGGGUGAGAUUUUGUGGGUAAGGUGUGUAAGGGGGCAGGGUGGUGGGUGCAUGAGUAGGUAGGGGGUGGUCGGGUCAAGUUGGGGCUGGGGACUAACCUGGUCACGGGACCCAGAUGAGUUAUUUGGUGGGGGUGGUGGCAGUUGUAUAGUUAUCUCUGUUAGACUAGUUUUUUUUUUCCUAGGUAAGUAUGCUGGCAAGUUAAAAUCAUUAAGUCUCUGGGGGAAGCAGGGGAAUUGCCCAUUGGGCAAUUGGCCAUCACAAUUUCUGGUCAAUUCCCAUGCAUUUGGAAUUCUGAGGGGUCAGUAGUGCAUCUUCUGGGGUUUGUCCGGUGUCUGGCCAGAGAUCGGAAGAUCUGGGCCUAUGUUUUCAACUUUUAGGAGAGAACUCUGUCCUGUCUACCCAGGCAUGCACACAGCUUAACUUCUGGGUGAGACUUUUGCAGCCAGCCAUGCUAAAUGAAGCUGUGCCUAGCUGGAACUUGAAUGCAGUCACUGGUCUCGAACUGCAAUGUGGAUACAUCCUUAUUGAGAAAACCCAAGUCUUUUUGUAAGCUAAUUGACAAUCUUUUGUGACAGACUAUUUAAAUAUUAAGUACUGGUCAAGCACUCAGUUUUCACCAUUACUAAAGCAACUAUUGGUGCUCAUUUUGUACUAAAAUUAUCAGAGCAAAGAAUUUGAGUAUAGCCUGUUUAUCUACAAACAUAGGCAUAACAGGAUAUGGUACGUAACUAAAACACAUUCACAUUCAUAGUGUCAUCGAGUCUAACUGCGGUACCAUCUUCCACCCAUAACAUUAACAGGUUAGAAUAUUAUGUGCAGUAUUGCACUGCACACUAUAGGAAGGAUAUUGAGACUUUGGAGAGGAUACAAUGUAGAUUCAAUGGAUUGCUGUCUGGGAUGACGGAAUACAAGUGUGAAGAAAAACUUGGCCCUUUUUUGUUGGAAUAGUCCAGAUUUUGGGGUGUUAAAAGCUUCUCUAAAAAUGGAUGGAUCAAUGUAGAUUGAGCCAAACCUUUUCAGUAGUUGGGUUGGAACUGCUUUGCGAGGCUGUGAAAUGCGCAGUUGGGAGUUGGUGAUUGAAAUAGAAACCAUGUUGACACAAGUUGUGAGGUGACUGAAGGGAAAUGGAAACAGCAGGCACAAGGGAUUAGGGACUGCUGUUUAGGUUGACACAACACCAUAUUGCACAGGUUGGACUGAAUGAUCUGCUUCUGUAUCAUAAUUUCUAUGUAACACUUGAAUAAAACAAAUGAAAAACUAAA
Messenger RNA from Carcharodon carcharias (great white shark), 5442 nucleotides. It is a transcript of the gene cnn3a, whose product is annotated as calponin 3, acidic a. Gene Ontology annotation, biological process: actomyosin structure organization. The coding region runs from base 265 to 1266 and encodes 333 amino acids. NCBI's taxonomy places the organism in Eukaryota, Metazoa, Chordata, Chondrichthyes, Lamniformes, Lamnidae. The transcript has 7 exons. Gene Ontology annotation, molecular function: actin binding. The record is from RefSeq and is a predicted model, not a curated record.